Molecule: messenger RNA, 596 nt
Organism: Desarmillaria tabescens
Lineage: Eukaryota; Fungi; Basidiomycota; Agaricomycetes; Agaricales; Physalacriaceae
Exons: 1
Coding region: 179-496 (105 amino acids)
Source: RefSeq, a predicted model, not a curated record
CACCGAAUUGCGCAUUUUAGCGAGCUUGAAUCAAUUUGGAAUCUGACAGCCGUGCGCUCCAUUCGACAGGUGUCUCUAGUCAUCUGCGUUCUGCCGCCGUCCAAGCUCGUCAACGAAGGUGCACAACAGGUGCAUUUCCGUGGCCGACGGGUAAUUUUACCGGGUAAAAUCCCUCGAUAUGUUUCGGUGCGUAUCUUGGCAACAAUCCCAUAUACUAGGUACAGUCUUGGAGGCUGCUUUUCUAGGAUGUCUAACGGAAUGGCCUUUUACCUCCCCCUUUGUUCUUGUGUUCAUGUCGCAAUUUUACACCCAAGAUACCAAUAGAAAUACGACACCCCGCCAAAGAGCAAGGGUUUGGAGGUUCACCGAUGCUUCAGUCCAAAAGGCAGAUGUACACACAGAACAUGCGGCUUUCGCAGAGGGUUUACGUCGCGGUAUUGAUGUGGACAGUUAUGACUGUCCAAACCGUCUUGUCGCAGCAUCUUUCCAUCAAUAGACCUAGACGGGCGGUCCGUCGAUUGCUUCCCGACGCAAUGCUACCAUGCUGUUUGGAGUGUGUAGACAGUGCUCUGCCCUACUGAGCCAGUUCUACCGUU